This is a messenger RNA of Myodes glareolus (Bank vole), 2383 nucleotides long. The record is from RefSeq and is a predicted model, not a curated record. Lineage: Eukaryota; Metazoa; Chordata; Mammalia; Rodentia; Cricetidae.
ACUCCCGAUACCACCGAGGAGCCCGAGCCCGGCAGUACUCCUGAGCCCUCCGAGGAACCUGAGCCCGGCAGUACUCCUGAUACCACCGAGGAGCCCGAGGCCGGCAGUACUCCUGAGCCCUCGGAGGAACCUGAGUCCGGCAGUACUCCUGAGCCCUCUGGGACAACCGAGUCUCCUGGUGUCUCCUCACAGACUACCUCUACAGGUCCCCAAGAUCCAUGCAAACUUAAACCCUGUGGAGGAUCUGCUUCUUGUGUCAACCUGCAUUCCGAAAGACUCUGCUUGUGUUCAGAAGGCUCCUACUAUCAAGAGUCAUCAUGUGUGAAAGGAAAGACAUUCCCUGGAGAGAUUACAAUGAAAGUGCCUGAAUCACUUGACUUUGAAGAUAAAACCUCUGAGGCAUAUCAAAGCUUUCAUGAAGAUGUUGUCGAAUUUUUUAAAAAAGCAUUUGAUGAGACUGAGGCUCCUUCUGAUUAUGGACAGACUAUAAUUCUUAAAGUGAGUGCCUCCCCUACUCAGUCAGCAAGAUCUGCAAUGCGUGCUGGUUUGAAGGAUGCCUAUGUAUCAGUAAUAAAUAUGUUUAAUGAAAACACAUCUCAAAAUGAAAGUACUAUAUCUACUGCAAUUGAAAAGGCAAUUCAAAAUGGUAAUGGAAACGUGACAAACUAUGCUAAACAAAACCUUUGUGAGUGUUAUGGCUGUGUAAACGACGGUAAAGACUGCCAGGAUUCUACACAAUGCACAUGCAAACCUGGGCUGACAAGGCCGAACCCACUGGUUCGUUUUUGUCUUCCUCUCGAGUGUCCUAAGCCCUGCAGUGCAAUGAACAACGAGCAAUGCUUAAAGAACGGUGACGGACUACUGGAGUGUGCAUGCAUGCCAGACUACCAGAAGUCCACCGAUGGCAAGUGUGAACCGUGUUCAUUUGGCUAUAGUGGCCAGGACUGCAAAGACCCAUUCCAGCUGAUCCUCACCAUUGUGGGCACCAUCGCUGGAGCCCUCAUUCUCAUCCUGCUGAUUGUGUUUAUCGUCUCAGCGAGUUCCAAAAACAAAAAGAAGAAUGUGGAGGAGCAGAAGUUGAUCGACGAAGACUUUCAGAACGUACGACUGCAGCAAACAGGCUUCACCAAUUCCGGCUUCAGCAACUCUGGCUUCAGCAACUCCCGCCUCAGCAACUCUGGCUUUAGCAACAACUCCGACUACAGCAACUUCGGAGCUGGCAACAGCAUCUUCCCCAAAGUCAAGACAGGGUUCCCAGGUCAGACCCAAAAUCCUUAUGCAAACCAGCGAAGCAUGCCUCGCCCUGACUACUAGAAUGAGAAGAAUUUGGAGCCCUCUCUAGCCGAGCCCACACGAGCUGUUAUUUUGAGUGUUUAGAGGAUAAGUGGACAGAGACAAAAACCUGACCUCCAGGGUUCUGUCUACCCCAUCUGUCAACCCCUCUGAGUGUGGCCCUGUAUGAAGAAUGCAGCUCCCUGAAGACAUCUAUAAAAUUAAAUGCACAUAGACACUAUGAGCCUUGUUAAGUGUUGAUUUCCUCCAGUUAGUACAAAAUGCUAAUACGGUGAUUGGUGUAGGGCUUUUCUCUCCUGGUGGGCCAAAAGCAUUUCCAAUCUAGAGGGAUCCCCCUCAUAACCCAUCCCUGGGCAGUGCCGCUCCUGAGCUCUGGACCCUGGCCACCCGUGAACCAGUGGCUUGUGAUAGGGCCUCACUCCAAGAACACAGACAGGAGACAGAAACAUCUUCCAGCUUUCUCAGGAGGACUACGGGAAUCCAGGAACCUUCCGAAGAGGCUUGGAUUAGCUCUGUCCUCCAUGGGUACAUUCAAGUCUUUCAGAUGUUAGUUGGCAGGAGAAACAAGGAGGAAAACCAUGAGCUUUAGGUAGUAGAGAGAAGUCAAGGAAGCCACGCUGGAAGGGCGAGUGAGGGAGAAGGGACCAGUGGCGCCUAGUCCCUUAGUGUCCCUCCUCAGGCAGCAAAUGGGCACUUCUCAGGGGCUGCCCUCCCCAAGACAUAGAUCCUGGGAAAGCCAUAAAAAACAGAAGUCAGUAUGAAGUCUGGAGCUGUGUAAAAUGGUCCAGGUAUCCACUCUAUGAUGUAGUUUCCCCGGGUACUUCACUGGGCCUCGGCCUGCUCCUUGAUGGAGGCUUAGCAGUGCCCACCAAAACCCGUGCGCGCGCGCACACACACACACACACACACACACACACACACACACACACGACAAAUAUACCCAGCAGUCUUUUUAAAUGUUUUUAAUUGUGUCCUGUGUCUAUCUGAUGUCUGGUCCUCUCAACAGGUACUUUUAUUUGUUAUUAUUACUUGUUUUUGACUGUUCAUUGUGAAAAGCAGUGAUGCAAUAAAACAUCUUUGGUACACAGUA